Triticum dicoccoides is the source of this 2815-nucleotide messenger RNA. Its product is annotated as protein NPGR1-like. The record is from RefSeq and is a predicted model, not a curated record. NCBI's taxonomy places the organism in Eukaryota, Viridiplantae, Streptophyta, Magnoliopsida, Poales, Poaceae. The coding region runs from base 320 to 2500 and encodes 726 amino acids. Gene Ontology annotation, molecular function: protein binding. The transcript is spliced from 6 exons.
GAGAGAAGCGAGCGCCCACCUCCCCUCCCCUCUCGGUGUGCAGCGCGGCGCGGCGCGCGCAGAGAGAGAUCCUCCUCGCAUCGCCAUCAUUCUCCAAUCUACCUGCUCUGAUUCCUCUGCGCUCUCGGCCGCCGCCCCGCCGCCUCCUCCUCCUCCUCCGUCGGCCGCGCCGCGCAGGGCGAUCCUCCUCGCCGCAACGCGCGCGCGCGCGCGCUUCACGGUUCUGUGAUCUAUACCAUUGGCCUCAGGGAAGAUCCUAAGAGAGAGGAUAACUUACAUUUUUUAAUUCAGGUUAAGUAAAAUUACCCGCGGGGGGCAAAUGGCUGCAAUCAUGUUAUGCACGUGCAGCGGGGACCAAUCGAAGUUUGAAGAGAUGCCCCGAUCACCGGAAUCUCUCGCAACACGGGAUUUCUCAGCAAGUGGUUCUUGUUCGAGACCAGGAAAACGAGAAGCAAUGCCUGAUGAUAGCCAAGUGAAUGAAGUGGAAUCGGACUUAAGAGAGACUCUUUCGCUAAAUUAUGAGGAGGCCCGGGCAUUGCUGGGUAGACUGGAGUAUCAGAGAGGAAACUUUGAUGCAGCAUUGCAAGUCCUUCAGGGCAUUGAUAUAAGAAGCCUCAAACCACGAAUGACCAGUGCUGUUACUGAAAGUGCCAAGCCUAAAGUUUCUCCACGUUCUUCAAGACGGAAAACCUCACAAGUGAAUGGAAUGCUAGUGCAUAUGUCAAUGCAUUCUGUAAGUUUGCUUCUGGAAGCCAUAUUGCUUAAAGCGAGAUCUUUGGAAAGACUUGGUAGAGUGACAGAUGCUGCAGAAGAAUGCAGAACCAUCAUAGAUAUUGUAGAGUCUGCAUGGCCGGAUGGUGUUCCUGAAGGUACUUCCGAAGACUGUAAGUUGAUAGACAUGUUCCACUCGGCUCUAGAAUAUCUUCCUAACCUAUGGAUGAGAAGUGGUUGUUUUGAGGAGGCCAUAACUGCAUAUCGGAGAGCUCUUGCAAGGCCCUGGAAUUUGGAUUCUCAAAGGUCCGCCAACUUACAAAAAGACUUAGCGGUGACUCUACUGUACUGUGGUAUUGAAGUGAAGUCUCCUCAAGAGUUCAGUCAGCAACGGAACUUGGCAACCCCGGAGAACAACAUCGAGGAAGCAAUUUUGCUGCUGUUUGUACUUAUCAGAAAGCUAACCUUCCAAGAAAUAAAGUGGGAUCCUGAUCUCGUGAACCAUUUGAUGUACGCACUGUCAUUGUCUGGUCAUUAUGAAGUCUUGGCCAGGCAUCUAGAGAUGUUGUUACCUGGAACCUAUAGCAGAUCAGAAAGAUGGUACGUUCUCGCGCUUUGCUACAGUGCAGCUGGCAUGGAUGAUAGUGCCUUAAAUAUCAUAAGGAAUGGUUUCCGUGUGUUAGAAAGGAAGGGGAAACCUCAUAUUCCAUCUCUUCUUCUAGGAGCCAAACUAUGUUGUAAGAACCCAAAGCAUGCUUCUGAAGGAAUAAAAUUUGCAAAUAAAGCCAGGGAGUCAUUCAGAAGUCAUGAUAUGCAUUUCAUCAGUGCUGUGAAUCAUUUCCUUGGUGUUUGUUAUGGACCUUUUGCUAGGUCAUCCACUUCUCACACAGAAAAAAUGAGAUUGCAAGAUGAUGCACUGAGGCUGUUGCAGGAUGCUGCGGCAACGGCGAAGUAUAAUCCUGAAAUACUGUACAGCCUUGCUUGGGAAAAUGCAAUGCAGCGCAAACUGAAUGCAGCCAUUGAAAGUGCAGCGGAAUGUCUCGAAAUGGUGACAGGAAGUUCAGUGAGUACCUGGAAGCUGUUGAUUCUAGUGUUAUCUGCACAGCAGAAUUUGGAAGAAGCUGAAUCAGUAGCUGAUAUUGCACUAGAUGAGGCUGAGCAAGAGGAUCAAAUGGGUAUUUUGAGGCUAAAAGCACUAAUUCAGUCCUCCCGUGGACAAUUCAAGUCUGCUGUGGAAUCUUUUAGGAUUUUGCUUGCAAUCAUUCAAGCAAAGAAGGAAAUCUGGAAAUUGACCCCUUAUGAUAAGGUUAAAUCCCUGCAUGAGUUAGAGAUGGAAGCAUGGUUAGAUUUGGCAUCAAUAUACACAAAGCUUGAAGCAUGGAAUGACUCAAACAUCUGUCUUGACAAAGCAAAAUCCAUCGAUUUCUUAUCUCCAAAGUGCUGGCAUGUCAAAGGCCUGAUACUGGAGGCCCAGUCCUUGCACCAAGAAGCCCUCGAGGCAUUCUCAUUCUCCCUCUCCAUCAAUCCAGACUAUGUCCCUAGCAUGGUUUCUAUGGCAAGCAUUCUAAGAACUCUUGGAGCGAAAUCAUCGUCAAUCGCGAGAACUUUCCUUCGCAGCGCCACCCGCUUAGAGCCAACAAACCAUCAAGCCUGGAUGGGGCUCGGACUCGUCCUGAAAUCUGAAGGAUCGGUGCUUGAGGCCGCUGACUGCUUCCAGGCAGCUUACGAGCUCCUAGAGUUGUCACCUAUUCAGGAUUUCUCCGAGCAACUGCCCAUCUUGCUGCAGUAGGAACCCGUGGCCUUGCCAGAUAUCAAAAAGGAAAAGAAAGUAGUACAUUGCCUUGCCAAGUAGCACAGGUUUUGCUGUAGAAAUCUCAUUGCAUCCUUGGCUCUCCAACCAGUAAAUUAUGUGAAUGUAGUAUACCCAUUUCCUUAGAUGGACAUCCUUUACCAAUUUUGUUUUGUGGAUGAGCAGUUAUGGUAAAUUAUGUGAGUGUAGGUGUUUCUGUUAAUGUUGCAACUCCCUGUGCUGCACAUUCAGUUUUGUUCUAUUGGAAGAACAUAAAUGAAAGAGAUAUGCUUGGUAGAGUGAAUUUCCAUUGCU